Messenger RNA from Ceutorhynchus assimilis (cabbage seed weevil), 1101 nucleotides. The record is from the annotation of a GenBank genome assembly. NCBI's taxonomy places the organism in Eukaryota, Metazoa, Arthropoda, Insecta, Coleoptera, Curculionidae.
AUGUGCUUGAAGAGGAAGGUUUUGGAACAAUGUGUGCUUCCGGUUCUAACAUAUAAAGCAGAAACAUUGACUCUAACCAGAAAAGUUCUAAACAAAAUCCAAGUGGCUCAGAUGGUGGGAUCAAUGUUGAAUAUAUCCCUCAGAAUCAGAAACAAAGUUUUCAAUCAUAUCAUCAGGGAAAAAACCGGGGUUAUGGACGCAGUUGAAAGAAUUACAACACUGAAAUGGACCUGGGCAGUUCAUGUUGCCACAGUCAGAGAUGUGAGAUGGACUAGGAAAAUACCAGAAUACACGAUGUGUAUUGUAACCGAGGAUAUGGCUAUGAACGACACAAGUUUCUAUGUCCAUCCAGUCUCUCUGAAUAUUUUUAUCCAGAAAUAUUUGUUGUUUGGUGAUUCAAAGGAGAUGAAACCACCUGUCCAAGAUUUGUGCUAUAGUAAUUCAGUAUCGUACGCUGCAGAAACAUGGAGCCUUAAUGAGGGUACCAUGAAAUGUCUAAGGAUUGCCCAAAGGAAAAUGGAGAGAAAAAUGCUAGGAAUUCGACUACAAGACCGAAAGAAUAUAUUGGAUAAGGCAAAAGACAAAAGUUAUAGACUACUGAGAACAAAUGAUAAUAGAUGGACCAGAAAGACAACUGAGUGGAGGCUUAGAACAACUAAAAAGAACCUAGGACGGCCAAGAACGAGGUGGAAAGAUAGCAUCCAGAGACUGGCGGGUACCCAAUGGAUUAUCAACAAAAGCGAAUGGAGACGAAUUGGAGAAGCUUGUCCAGAGAUGGACCGAAAGAAGCUGAAGAUGAUGAUGAUGAAUUCAGUAUCGGAAUUAAAUUGAUAUAGGCAUGACCUACAUGAACAAUUCCUAAAAGUAUACCCAGAAUUAAGAGAAAGAGUCACAGAACAACGACUCAUCGAUCAAAAACGAAUAAUAAUGAAAAACAAACGGUUCACUCAGUUAGAACUAGAACAAAUAAAAAAACAAGUUGCUGAAGAAAUAUCUGCCAUGGAGACAAUACCAGCAUCAGAAAUAGAAGAUCCCGAACUAGAAACGAGCCUGAAAAGUGAAACAACUACAACCAAUCCUAUCACGAAACAACCAAGCUAA